GCUUCUCCCUUCCCUCCACUCAUUCGUUCCGCGACGCGUCGUCUAGCCGGUUGGCUCCCAUUAUUUUACCCGAGCUCGUUCUGACCGUGUCCGUUGGCCGCACCGCUCCGAUUACACUUUAGCCGAACUAAAUAUGACGGAAAGCACGGACACCCCUGUGGCCGCCGCGCCUGAAAAGACUCCCACUGAGAAUGGCUCUACUGAAACACCCCCAGAAGAAACUCCAGAAAAGGUAACCGAAGAAAAGGAAAAGGAGGCUACACCACCUAAGGAAAUGCGCGCGGUCGUCCUCACCGGCUAUGUCGGGUUGAAAACUGUCAAAAUACAAAAGAAACCCGUGCCCACCGUUGGAGAAGGCGAGGUCCUCAUCCGAGUCAAAGCCUGUGGGCUGAGCUUCCAAGACUUGAUUGUGCGUCAAGUAACCAUUGACUCGCUUCCCAAGGCACCGUUCAUUCUUGGAUUCGAAUGCGCUGGCGAGGUCGAGCAAGUUGGCGAGGGUGUUACCAAUUUCAAGGUUGGCGAUCAGGUUGUGGCCCUACCCGAAUACAAGGGAUGGGCUGAGCUGAUCUCCGUACCGGCGCAGUAUGUAUAUGCUCUACCUCCCGGAAUGACCGUUUCGGAUGCUGCUGCCAUCACUAUGAACUACGUGGUAGCUUACCUGCUUCUCUUCGAAAUAGCCAAUUUGACACCUGGCAAGAGCCUUCUGGUGCACUCUGCUGGUGGCGGUGUGGGCCAAGCUGUAGCGCAGUUGGCGAAGACCGUGGACAACGUGACGGUGUUUGGUGUCUGUUCUAAGAGCAAACAUGAGGCUCUCAAGGCCAACAACAACAACAUUGAUCAUCUGCUCGAACGGGGCACCGACUACUCCAGCGAAGUUAGAAAAGUGUCUCCUGACGGCGUGGAUAUCGUGCUGGACUGCCUCUGCGGUGAGGAGUGCAACCGUGGAUACUCGCUCCUGAAGCCCAUGGGCCGAUACGUCCUUUAUGGUUCGUCUAACAUCGUGACCGGCGAUACUCGGAGCUUCUUCAGUGCCGUUCGAUCUUGGUGGCAAGUGGACAAGGUAUCUCCAGUUAAGCUGUUCGUGGAGAAUAAGAGCUUAGCGGGAUUGAAUCUGCGACACUUGCUUUUCCAUGGACGCGCUGACUACGUGCGCCGUGCCGUCGACCGCGUCUUUACUCUGUGGAGCGAGGGGAAAGUCAAACCCCUGAUUGAUUCUACAUGGGCUUUGGAAGAUGUUGUGGAGGCGAUGCAGAAGAUGCAUGACCGCAAGAACAUUGGGAAGCUCGUCUUAGAUCCAUCACUAGAGCCUAAACCGAAGCCAGCCACGCCUGCUAAAGGCAAGUCCGGUAAGGAGAAGAAACCAGCCAAAGAGAGCUCAGAGGAGAAAAAGGACAAGGAAACCAAGGAAGAGGAGAAGAAGCCUGAGGAAAAUGGUGAGAAGAACGGUGAAGAACCACUCACUAAUGGUAACAGCGAUGAAGAGUCUAAGGACAAGGAGAAGGAAUCCAGCUGAAUUGUUUCCCAUGCGAACUGAACCAGAUAAACCACCGCCAAUUGAUUAUUUUAGAGUUGAAGCUGCUCGUUUGACCGUCGUGAGUGCGCACGCGCGCGCGCCUCGUACCACGCCGGCGUCCGCGCCGCUCGCUAAUUGUACUAUGUUGCCCCAUGUUUUUAUUAUGUUUCGUUUAAGUCUGAACACGAUGUCGUUCGAUCUCAUAUGCUUACAUUCAAUAUUAUUAAUGUUUUAUAUAUAACUAUUGUAUUAUCUUAUUACGGAUCGAACCAUAUCGUAUUUAAAUAUUUUUAAUUAUUGUCUGACGAUCAUCACAAAUUUAUUUAAUUACAAAUUUUUAGUUGAAAAUUUUUCGAUAUACGACAGCGAAAAUUACAAUGAAUUUAUAUUUUAAUAUUUUUUUAUAAACAUUAAUUUGGCCUAAGUUAGUAAUUGUUUCUAAACUUUCGAGUCUUUUAUUAUAGUUUAAUGUUUAAGACUUUAUUUUUAAGAUGAGAUAUUUUAAUCUUGCAGUUAUUUUGUAUGGCUAUUAUAUAUCUAAGGUGCAGAGAUGCUUAAUCUUUAUGUAUGUUAAGCUUUAAUAUUUUAUUAGUAAAUGUUUAUAAUUGGACCCCAUGAGAACCACACCCGCCCCCGGGUCGAGCGUUCGCUCACGUCACGCAUCGUCGCGAUUCUUCUCCAAACAAACUAACCUAUAAACAAACGAACGAUAACCUUACGUGUGAUAUUUUGUAGUAGGUAUGCUAGAUAUUUUGCAGUAGCUAUUUUUAUGCUGCCUAUACAUGACAUAUUAUUUUUAAUUUGAGCUUACAUAUACAAUUAUUUUAUAUUUUUAUACUUAGAACUUUUGUACAUUAUUUUCUAGUUAGGAUGUCAGUUCACGGAAUUGAUUUGAAGGCACCAGUCAUUGUGUGGUACGGUAUGGGCAUAAAACGCGUCGUCUGACUGGAAUCUGGGCCUGAACUGGACGAGCUUAUUGUGUCCAAAUUGUGAACUAUUUUUGUGGCUAUCUAUAAGAUCAUUCAUAUUCAAUAUAUUAGUCGAUGAGAACCACGAUAUAAUAAGUCAUAUUUUUAUAUACCAAACGAAUGUAACGUUUACUCGUAUAAUAAAUAACGCUUCUUGUCAUCUAUAUAGACACAAAUAUCACAUAUCUAAUCCAACAUACAUUUUCACACGAUGUGAAGCAUUAGAAAUAAUAUUUUGAUACCAAUAUUCACUGCAUUUCUUUAUUAUCUACCUAGCAUAUAUUUGUCUACAUUUAUUUUUCUUAAGGUUGUAAGUAAUGUUUACCGCCAUAAUGUACAGUAUGGUUAUAGGUAUAUGUAUGUACGCAGUACUAUUUAAAUGUUUUAUCUAUAUUACACAUAUCAUGCGGAUGUAAAAUGUAUUCCUGAGAGGCUGAAAGUAGUCCGGAGCCGCCGGAAUCUAAAAGAUAUAUAACUUCCUAAACACUGCUCAAAUAUAGUAACUACACAGUGUGAGAACGCAACGUGUGCUCCAAACAUACUUAACCCGUUUCAUUCUUAGGAUUUUUAUAAACUUUUUACCUUUUGGAACAUUUUUGAUGGAGUACAUUUUGCGUGAGCACAGUGUGCGUCGUCCGACCAACAUUUCACAGGUCAUCGUGUCCCAGUGUAUAAGUAUUAGGUACCGUCUGCCAAAGGUUGUGAGGUACGUAAUGUAAGGUAAGCACCACAAGAUCAGACUGCGUCCCCCGCGGGAUGGCCCGACUGAGGUAGCUUUUGUAUAUUAAAUUUAUAACACGAGUGGCAGAUGCAGGCAGGAUACUACGUAAGGCGCUGCUUUGUUUAUCGUACAGUGGCUUGGUGCUAGAUUGUAUUGUACGCGGAUACAACUCGCUUCAGUGUCUCGGACCAAUAUCUUAAAGCUACUUUACUCUUCUUAUCGGUAAUCUCUUUCGCUUUGUGUGUCAAAUAUGUGCGAAUUUCUUGUAAUGUAAAACAUAUAUAAACUCGUGUAUAUCGACCUGUAUAAUGGUUUAGAAUUAUAACUGAAUUUUCUUCUACCUAUAAGAAUUUAAUGAUGGUAUUCAAUAGUGAUUCGGAGGCCGCCGGUGUGACGGCGCCAUUGUGAUUGUGUCCAAAUUGUUGUAGGUUUAGUGUCUAUGAAAUUGAUGCCAAUAUUUAUAAUCUUCGUGAAGACUUCGAAGCGGUUUUGAGAAAGCGCCGUCACGCCAGCGUACCCUAUAUAUUCUGGGUCGUUAUUGUACUACACAUUUAUUUUUAUAAGGGCGGGCCAGUGUGAUAUCUAUACUAUGAAAUGGAUAAAUAAAUAUGUAUGAUCUGUAAAAAUGCUUA
Molecule: messenger RNA, 3834 nt
Organism: Achroia grisella
Lineage: Eukaryota; Metazoa; Arthropoda; Insecta; Lepidoptera; Pyralidae
Product: synaptic vesicle membrane protein VAT-1 homolog-like
Exons: 9
Coding region: 134-1513 (459 amino acids)
Molecular function (GO): oxidoreductase activity; zinc ion binding
Source: RefSeq, a predicted model, not a curated record